Molecule: messenger RNA, 2297 nt
Organism: Diachasma alloeum
Lineage: Eukaryota; Metazoa; Arthropoda; Insecta; Hymenoptera; Braconidae
Exons: 3
Coding region: 44-1003 (319 amino acids)
Source: RefSeq, a predicted model, not a curated record
GCAAAGGAACGUGAAGUGAAUUUGAUGAUAAAGAUUAUUGGCGAUGGCUGCGGAAGGAAAUCCACCUAUAUUGACAUCGAAUGAAGAAUUCGAUGAGAUCGAGAUCGGUGAUAACAUGGUUGAUGUGACUGCAGCCAUCAUCCGUGAGGAUCAAUUCAGGCAGAGAGCCGAAACUGCCCGCAAUGUUAAUCAGCCAUACAGAUGCAUAAUGUCCAAUCUAAGUGGACGUUCACUCAGAUUUCUAAUUUGGGGUCGAAGAAUUCCUGAAUUUCAAGGAAGAUUGAUUCGUCAUUUCGUAAGGAUCAUAAGGGCACGAGCUCAGGAAUCAAAUCCGUUGUACAGGAUAGCUGAGGACAAUUUACUGCCUAUCGAAUUAUUCGUGCAGCCUCAAACAACUGUCAGCAUUCUGGGACCAAUGCCAGAGGAGGUCCCAAGGCCUCUUAAUUACACCCCCAUUACAUUCAAUGAAGUCGGCCAGGCCACUGGUACUGUGAGCCUCACUGGAUUCAUCAAACUGCCAAUCGAGAGGGUCAUCACCAAUAAUGCUACAUAUGGCAAUGGGAUCUUGACAGAUGCCCAGCGCUUCCGCAUCUCGGUUUAUGUCACUUCCUUCGAGGUGAACACAAGUCCACCACUUGGUUCUCAUGUGACAGUGAACGGAGUUAUCAGAAGAAACGGUAAUCAAGCCGUCGUUCUUCAAGUGGCCAAUAUGGAUCAGAUCACACUCGUUGAUGACACUGUACUCACAGAGGACCAGAUGAGAGCUGGUUACAGACUGGCAGGUAGAGUCGGGCCUGCACCUGAUAUUAAUCCCAUUCCCAAUGUCCCUGCAGAGCGCAGGCCACUUGAGGUACCAGACGCAGCAACAGUUGAGGAGACUAACUCGAACAGGCAGAUUCAGAGACGUCGACUUGACCCUGAUGAGGUUCAGGCUUCAACAAGUGAGAAUCAGGCGGAGGUGGUGACUGAGAGGACCCCAGCGGAGGAUGGUAGAGGUGUUUGAGGCUUCAUUUCAUUGACACUGUUUUUUUAAAAUCACUUUGAGAGUGAUUUAUCGAGUUUUUCGUUUUUUUAUUGAAAAAAUAGUUUAUUCCAUUUCCCUUCGAAUUCUAUUAGUUUCUCCCGGAUUCUAUUAAAAACUUGCAAAAUUUUUUGGGGUAUUUGCUAUUUUUCCAAUUGUAAAUUUAAAUCAGAACUUUUUUUUUUUAAAUCGACGAAUAAUUCAAUCAACAACACAAUUCAUUCCAUGAAUUAUAUGUCAACAAAUAAUAACAUUGGCUUCUUCAUCCGAAUUUUACACAUAAAUUUAUUUAUUCUUUUUUAAUCCAUUUUUUCCUACAACUGUAACGACUAACUGAAAAUUUUUGGAAAAUCUCAUUUGAAAAAUCUCUAGAAUAAUAACAUUCAAAUGUAACGAGUUAUAUAAACAAAUUGAAUCCAACUGACAUUUUUUCUGUAUCAUAUCUUGAAUUGAGCAUCAUUAUCGGAAAAAUUACACAGAAUUCAAAUUUAAAUCAACAGAAUCGAUGGAAAUCUGAUAGAGUUUUGAAUGGAAAUCGGAGAGAAAUUUAACAAAUGCAUGAGUUUUUUAAAUAUAUUUUUUCAUCAUACGUGUUAUCGUGGAGCGUUAUGGGUUAUGGUACCCAUCAAACAACAGAAACCACGAACUUGUGGUAAUUUGUAUUUUCUCCAACAAAAAAGUCUCCUUUUUGAGGAUCUAAAGCUCAUUGUGGUCAUGGUCAGGCGAUUAUUUAGAAGAUAGUCUUCAACUACGUGAUAGUAGUUGCCACUCACAGUAUUGAUAUACCACAUGUGAUUAUUGGGAUAACUAUGUUAAGUCUACGUUUUUUUUUAUUACGAAGAAAUGCAAGGAAGAGUAAGUUUCAAGUUAGAGGAUAUUAAUUUGAGCAUAAGUUUUUGGAAAAGGGAAUAGAGAAAGACAGUGUGGAGUCUUCACUACGCAUUUGGGAGAAAUUGCUUCCGCUGCGUUUACUUAUUUUCAUUUAAUAAUUACCAAAAAUCUCUGUUAACCAUCUCCACAAAGAAAAAACAGGAACAAGUUAUUGCUGAGGAGUAAGUACAAUUCUGAAAUUCCAUUAAAAUGGGAAAUAUACUGUUCCAAUGAUGAGCCAAAGGAGGAUUAUUACGAAAGUUUAAAAAUAUCAAAUGUCUUACUGAGACUGAUAGUUACUACUAAAACGUUGCUAAUAAUUGAUAAGUUUGUUUAAGGAAAAUGUAUUAAUUACAGCUAAAAAAUAAAGGAAGACUGACGAAACAGUUUUCAAAUAUUGUAAGGA